Molecule: messenger RNA, 879 nt
Organism: Argentina anserina (silverweed cinquefoil)
Lineage: Eukaryota; Viridiplantae; Streptophyta; Magnoliopsida; Rosales; Rosaceae
Product: major allergen Pru ar 1-like
Exons: 2
Coding region: 194-685 (163 amino acids)
Biological process (GO): defense response; abscisic acid-activated signaling pathway
Cellular component (GO): cytoplasm; nucleus
Molecular function (GO): protein phosphatase inhibitor activity; abscisic acid binding; signaling receptor activity
Source: RefSeq, a predicted model, not a curated record
UAGAACACAUUCUGGUCCAUGUUUUACAUCUCAUAUAAAGCACCCCCUCUCCCAGAUAUCAAAGAUCACAAAUUUACCUUCAUACCAAGCCUACCAUCUCUGAAACAUCAUCGUCAUCCAAUCUUUCAUUAUUCAAAUCCCUAGUUUUGUUUGAUAGAAAUCAGAGUUUUGAUCAGAAGCUAGCUGAGCCAAGAUGGGUGUCACCAAAAUCAGCCAGAAGUUUAUUACUCAGGUAACUCCAGAAAGGAUGUUCAAGGCCUUGAUCCUUGAUGCUCACAACCUCUGUCCCAAGCUCAUGUUCUCUUCCAUUAAAAGUAUUGAGUUCCUUGAAGGUGAUGGAGAAGUUGGAACCAUCAAACAGAUCAACUUCACUGAAGCUAGUCCUAUGAGAUAUGCAAAACACAGGAUUGAUGCUCUGGACAAGGAGAAUCUGAUGUGCAGGUACACCUUCAUUGAAAGUGAUGCAGCAGAACAUUUGCUGGACAAGGUUGAGUACAUUACAUAUGAUGUCAAGUUUGAAGGGUAUGGCAGGGGAGGAUGCAUAUGUCAUUUGACAAGUGAAUACAAAGCCAAAGAUGGUACUCAGAUAAAAGAAGAGGACAUUGAGCUAGGGAAAGACAGAGCCAUUGGAAUGUAUGAAGUCCUAGAGGCCUACCUCAUGGCUCAUCCUCGUGCAUACACUUGAAAGUAAAACAUUUCAAGAGGUUGUAGAAAUUAAUUUUUGGGAAUUAUGAUGCUGUGAACAAUAUAUCUAACAUGUACUGUUGUUCAUGUUUUUGUUUCCAGACUUAAUUUUGUUCUUGUACUUUAUAUUCUGUAUUUUCCUGUUGUUAUCUACAAGAUUGUGAUUAAUAUGGUUCUAGUUCUGGCUUUGGUUCU